AUGUCGGACGGCCAGACGAAGCAGUUUGGAAAGGGCCAGCGGCUCGUGCCCGCCCAGAAGGCUCAGAAGUGGUACCCCGUGGACGACGAGUCGCAGCCUAAGAAGGUCCGCAAGUCGAUCCGCCCCGCUAAGGUUCGCGAGACCCUCCAGCCCGGUACCAUCCUGAUCCUCCUCGCUGGCCGCUUCCGUGGCAAGCGUGUCGUCCUCCUCAAGCACCUCGACCAGGGUGUUCUCCUCGUUACCGGCCCCUUCAAGAUCAACGGCGUUCCCCUCCGCCGUGUCAACGCUCGCUACGUUAUCGCCACCUCCAAGCGUAUCGACAUUGCCGGUGUUGACGCCAAGACCCUCGAGAAGGUCUCUACUCCCGACUACUUCACCAAGGAGAAGAAGGCCGAGAAGAAGUCCGAGGAGGCUUUCUUCAAGCAGGGCGAGAAGCCCGAGAAGAAGAAGGUUGCCUCCGCCCGUGCCGCUGACCAGAAGGCCGUCGACCAGUCCAUCCUCAGCAGCGUCAAGAAGGAGGAGUUCCUGAGCAGCUACCUCGCCACUACCUUCAGCCUCCGGAACGGCGACAAGCCCCACGAGAUGAAGUGGUAA
Penicillium cataractarum is the source of this 594-nucleotide messenger RNA. RefSeq names its product 60S ribosomal protein eL6. Gene Ontology annotation, molecular function: RNA binding; structural constituent of ribosome. The coding region runs from base 1 to 594 and encodes 197 amino acids. The record is from RefSeq and is a predicted model, not a curated record. NCBI's taxonomy places the organism in Eukaryota, Fungi, Ascomycota, Eurotiomycetes, Eurotiales, Aspergillaceae. The transcript has 3 exons. Gene Ontology annotation, biological process: ribosomal large subunit assembly; cytoplasmic translation. Gene Ontology annotation, cellular component: ribosome; cytosolic large ribosomal subunit.